Culex pipiens pallens (northern house mosquito) is the source of this 966-nucleotide messenger RNA. Its product is annotated as probable U3 small nucleolar RNA-associated protein 11. Gene Ontology annotation, cellular component: small-subunit processome; nucleolus. The coding region runs from base 90 to 857 and encodes 255 amino acids. Gene Ontology annotation, biological process: rRNA processing. The record is from RefSeq and is a predicted model, not a curated record. The transcript has a single exon. Lineage: Eukaryota; Metazoa; Arthropoda; Insecta; Diptera; Culicidae.
AACACACGUUUAUUUUGGUUUUUGAAUUCGUUUCGAAGAGAAGCAAGUUUUUUGGGAGUUUAGUCUUUCUAAAAAACAAAAAAAAAAUCAUGUCCAGCUGGAAGAAGGCAUCCAAAUCGAACCAGCGGGUACACCGGGAGCGCGCCCAGCCGGCGGCCCGCGCCGAACUUGGUUUACUCGAGAAGAAAAAGGACUACAAAAGGCGCGCCGAAGAUCAGCACCAGAAGGAUGACACGCUCAAGCUGCUGCGGAAGCGUGCCCUGACCCGGAAUCCGGACGAGUUUUACCACCACAUGAUCAACUCCAAGGUGGAGGGUGGGAAACAUGUCGAGCGGGAGCAGGAGGAUGAGCACACGCCGGCCCAGGUUCGGUUGAUGGAGACGCAGGAUCUGAAGUACGUUGGGAUGAAGCGGACGAUGGAGACGAACAAGAUUCGGCGGUUGCAGGGGAAGUUGCACAUGACGGAGGUGGCCAAUAGGACGCGGAACAAGCAUGUGUUUUUCGUUGAUGGGGACGAGAAAGAGGCGGCUGCGUUUGACGUGGCUGAACACCUUCAAACGCAUCCGGAUCUGCUGGGGAGGAAAACGAACCGUCCCCGGUUGGACCAGCUGGAGCGGAUUGUGGUUGCGGGUGGGGCCGAUGUGGCGACGAUUGCCGCGAUGAAUGAGGAGCGGGAGAAGUCGUAUCGGGAGUUGCAGCGUAGGAUCGAGCGAGAGAAGGAACUGACCAUCAUUCAGCAAAAGAUGGAGCUGAAACGGGUGCUGAAGGAGAAGCGGGCCAGCAAGCCGAAACGUGUGGCCAAGGGGACGAAGGAUCGAGCGCCGGUGUACAAGUUCAAGUACGAACGCAAGCGUUGAAAUGCAUAUAUAAUUCUUUAUUUUUUGUAAUACAAUCAGCUGAAUAUAAUAUAAUUUGAGAACCACCAGGAAACUUUGUUAAUAAACUCGUAACAGUUUGAUAAACUUU